AAUCCGCCGGCAAUCGUCCAAAACAGCCAGACCUCACCCCGUCGGCUGCUGCGGCGCGCACUCAUAUUCCUUCCGCGCCGCGUCUCCUACCUCUUCUCUCCUCCAUCCUGGCUUUUUUCUUGUUUCCCUUGGAGUAGACUGGCUAGGGCACUAACCAUCACACUACCGCCAGCAUGGUCUCCUCGUGGCCGCGCAAGCUGACCACGCUCCCCCCCUCCAUCCUCCUCCUGCUUGCCACCACCAUCGCCAGUGUGACGGCCGCCGACACCUCCUCUAUCUCCUACACCGGCACCAUCAGCACCCUCUCCACCUACUCUGCCUCCGCCUUCACCGGCUCGCAGUACACCUAUCCCACCCUCUCCUCCGCACUCCCCACCACUCUCAACACAAACAACGCCAGCAGCAUCAUCAUCGUCUCUUCCAACUCCCCCUCCAACGCAACCGCAACCGGCUCCUCCUCCAAAUCCACCACCAAGCCCAGCCGCACCACCCUUCACGGUUCCAGCCAUCGCUCCACCGGCACCGCCACCACCAGCGCCGCUGGUCCCUCCAACACCGUCAAGUGCAAUGGCUGGACCGAGUUCUGCGACCGCUCGUACAGCAACAUCACCUAUGUCUGCGCCCACAACUCCGCCUUUGUAGUCCCCAACAAUGCCGGCAGCAACCAAGCCCUGCCCCUGCGCACCCAGCUCGACGACGGCAUCCGCAUGGUGCAAGGCGAGACGCACUACGUCAACGGCUCCAUCUACAACUGCCACACCACCUGCAAACUCCUCGACGUCGGGCUGUGGGAGGCGGAGCUCGCCACCGUCGUCGACUGGCUCAAAGACAACCCCUACGAAGUCCUCUCCUGGCUCGUCGUCAACUCCGACUUCGUCAACGUCGAAAAGUACGUGCCCGCCAUCGAGGCCUCCGGCAUCCUGCCCUACCUCUACGUCCCCAAGCACGAACCCCAAUACCGCGACGACUGGCCCACGCUCGGCGAAAUGAUCCUCACCGGCAAGCGCGUCGUCAUGUACAUGGACUACAAUGCCAACCAAACCGCCGUCCCCUACAUCCUCGACGAAUUCUCGCACAUGUGGGAGACGCCCUUCAGCCCCACGAACCGCAGUUUCCCCUGCACCCAGCAACGACCCCCGGGGCUCUCGCACGCCGACGCAAAGAACAAACUCAUGUACCUCGCGAACCACAACCUCAACACCCCCAUCGACCUGUCCGCCCUCAUCGGCGAAACAGACGGCCACGCGCAAAUCCUCAUCCCCAACACAGCAGAUAUAAACAUCACCAACGGCGCCUUUGACCAAUUCAGCCAACUCGAAGCCACGCGCUUAAACUGCACCCAAAUGUGGGACCACCCCCCCAACUUCCUACUAGUAGACUACUACAACUACGGCAUCCCGCACCCAGGCUCCGUCUUCGAGGUCGCCGCGCGCGCCAACGGCGUCGCCUACAACUACGACUCGUGCUGCGGCAAGACGUCCGCGUCGCUGGCGUCUGCCAGUAUGCGCGUUUCGCUUGCGGCGGUGCUGGUGGGUGCGCUGGGGUUUAGUAUUUUGUUGGUGCUGUAAUUGUUGUAAUAACUUGGAAUUGGAUGAUCGGAUGCGGAGUUAUAUGUCUUACAUGGGAUAGGCUUGGAUAGAGGGAGUCAAGGGGCGGAUCUGUGAUUGUAUGUUUCUGGAAGCGUUACGUUCGUCUUUUGAAUGACGUGUACGUUGAAAGACGAAGACGCGUUCUGUUCAUAGGACGUUUCUCCAUUGUUCGGCCGUCGUGACA
Neohortaea acidophila is the source of this 1773-nucleotide messenger RNA. RefSeq names its product PLC-like phosphodiesterase. NCBI's taxonomy places the organism in Eukaryota, Fungi, Ascomycota, Dothideomycetes, Mycosphaerellales, Teratosphaeriaceae. Gene Ontology annotation, molecular function: phosphoric diester hydrolase activity. The record is from RefSeq and is a predicted model, not a curated record. Bases 174 to 1568 code for a protein of 464 amino acids. Gene Ontology annotation, biological process: lipid metabolic process. The transcript is spliced from 2 exons.